AUGCAUGACUACCAUAUUCAAGGCUAUCGAUUAUUUGGAACUGCCCUAAUUGCUUCCAUUGUUCUUGUUUAUACUGCAAUUGUUGUUGCUCUGUCUUCUGGUAGAAGUGAAGAUGACAAUCGCGGAAGACGGGGAGGAAGGUCGUAUGAUUCGGGGUUCAAUUUUUACUUCAGCCCCACUGACCUCUUUUGGUACUGGGAUCCAUAUUACUAUAGGAGGCGACGACCACAAACAGAUGAUAAUAAGAUGAAAUUCGUUGAAUCUAUUUUCUCAUUUGUAUUUGGCGAUGGUGAUCCAAACCAAGGAAUCGAAGAAGAGAGAUGGAAGUUGGUAAUAAUCGAGCACUGAGUUCAGUGGUUCGUUGCUUUCAACAAU
Messenger RNA from Prunus mume (Japanese apricot), 375 nucleotides. Lineage: Eukaryota; Viridiplantae; Streptophyta; Magnoliopsida; Rosales; Rosaceae. The record is from RefSeq and is a predicted model, not a curated record.